This is a messenger RNA of Dentiscutata erythropus, 596 nucleotides long. The record is from the annotation of a GenBank genome assembly. NCBI's taxonomy places the organism in Eukaryota, Fungi, Glomeromycota, Glomeromycetes, Diversisporales, Gigasporaceae.
AUGGUUAAUAAUAUAAGCAAAGAAUGCGAUAUAUGUGUAGAAAAAAAAUCAUCAUCAUUAUUUCUUGUUAUAACAUCAAAAUGUAAACAUUCCACUAAUGUAUGCAAGGAUUGUGUUGAACGACAUAUAGAAACAAUGUUAUAUGAAAAAGGUGAUGUUGUUAUUCAAUGUCCUUUUGAAGGAUGUAAACAAGUUAUUGAACAUAAUGAUGUUAAAAGAAUAGCUAGUCAUGAGUUAUUUGAAAGAUUUGAUAUAUUAUCACUUCGUCAAGCAUUAAGAAAGGUGCCAGAUUUUAGGUGGUGUAAAAAUUCUAGGUGUGGAUCUGGCCAAAUUCAUUAUCAAAGAGAUAUUGCACCAAUAAUGACAUGUAAAGCAUGUGGAGAGAAAUCAUGCUACACACACGAUGUCCCAUGGCAUGAAAAUAUGACAUGCGCUCAGUAUGAAGAGAAGAAAAAAGAAUCAGAAGCUGCCACAAAAGAUUAUCUUAUGAAGCAUACAAAACUUUGCCCUAAAUGUGGAGCCCAUAUCGAGAAAAAUGGUGGAUGUAAUCAUAUGACUUGUAAGGCUAGAACUUGUUUUUACGAAUUUUGUUGGUU